Coccinella septempunctata (seven-spotted ladybird) is the source of this 609-nucleotide messenger RNA. RefSeq names its product succinate dehydrogenase assembly factor 2-A, mitochondrial-like. The record is from RefSeq and is a predicted model, not a curated record. Gene Ontology annotation, cellular component: mitochondrion. NCBI's taxonomy places the organism in Eukaryota, Metazoa, Arthropoda, Insecta, Coleoptera, Coccinellidae. Gene Ontology annotation, biological process: tricarboxylic acid cycle; protein-FAD linkage; mitochondrial respiratory chain complex II assembly. Bases 108 to 548 code for a protein of 146 amino acids. The transcript is spliced from 4 exons.
ACAAAUGAUUAGAGAGUAAAAAGGAAAAAUUUGUAUUUCAACUACUGCAUUUAAAAUCUGAUUUAGAGCUUGUGUCAACCACACCUGUGGAGCAAUAAAAUCUCAACAUGAAUUUCUUACGUAACAUAACAUUCUCCACAAGGAAAAUCAUUAACGUUAAGCUCUUUUCGAGUGAUAUGAAUAAUGAAUUGAUUAACUCCUCAAAGUUUCCUGAAUUGGUGAUUGCCAGACCUAAAAGACGUCCUGAUGAAACAAUAGAAGAGAAGAAAGCACGGCUUCUGUAUCAAUCUAGAAAAAGAGGAAUGUUGGAAAAUGAUCUUCUAUUGAGCACAUUUGCAUCUAAAUAUUUGAAACAGUUCAAUAAUAAGCAAGUAGCUGAUUAUGACAGGAUGAUAAAUGAGGUUUCUAAUGAUUGGGAUCUUUAUAACUGGGCUCUUGGAGUGAAACCAAUACCUGUGGAUUAUAACAAUGAUGUUUUCAAGCUUUUUAAAGAGCAUGUUAAGAAUACAAAGAAAGAAACCAGAUUCAGACAACCUGACCUUUAUUAAUAGCAUUAUUUGAUGAAUUGUAUGAUUGAAAUAUAGUUGAAAAUGAACAAUUUUCUAUGUC